AUGAGUUGGACGCAGCUACUCAGGGUCGUGUUCUGUGCAGUCUUCUACCUCCACUCAGCUGAUUCUCGAGCUGCUUCAGGCUGUGAGGGAGAUGAGUGCAGCAGGGACCAGACCUCCUCUUCAUCCUCCUCCUCUUUGUCACCCUCUUUAUCUUCUUCUUCUUUGGUGGUAAAAUCCCCUCAGCCCUCGCAGGAGUUCCUGGGUCAUUAUACCCGAGUGAGUUCAUCAAACAGCGGUGACCGUGAACACCGUGAUGCCAGCGUUGUCCUGCCCUUCAUCGGUCUUACAGGCAGCGCAGAGCAGAGUCGUAGCUGCUGUAAGAACGGAGGAACUUGUAUCCUCGGCAGCUUCUGCGCCUGCCUUCCGUUCUUCACAGGGAGGAGCUGUGAAUAUGACCAACGCAUCAGGAGCUGUGGUUUAAUUCCUCAUGGGGAGUGGGUUCAGAAAGGAUGCUCCUACUGCCGCUGUGGUUACGGUGUCCUGCACUGCUUCCCCCACAUUUUCCAGAAAGACUGUGAUGACUCUGAGGAGGUGCGCUGGUAUCGUUCAUCAGCUGUCAGGUCAGUUCGGAGUGGCUGUUUCCUGUAUCUGACGGUAUUUCUUCUUCUGCUGCUCCUCUUUUGA
Messenger RNA from Chelmon rostratus (copperband butterflyfish), 624 nucleotides. RefSeq names its product teratocarcinoma-derived growth factor 1 (gene tdgf1). The transcript is spliced from 6 exons. The record is from RefSeq and is a predicted model, not a curated record. The coding region runs from base 1 to 624 and encodes 207 amino acids. Lineage: Eukaryota; Metazoa; Chordata; Actinopteri; Chaetodontiformes; Chaetodontidae.